CGUACGAAUCUGAAAGCUGCACAGAACCGCCUUUGUUUUUCCAGCUAAUAGUACUUUGUAAUAAUCAUGGCGCAAGCAUUUCUCGGCUUGCGAGUAUCCAUAGCUCUCAACACAGGCUUGUCUUUGGAAGGACAGGUCUCGCAUAUUGACUCUGACUCGCAGCUAUUAACUCUGAAGGAUGUGCUCAUAUUCAUUCCUGGACAAGCGACGCAACGAGCACCGUUGUACGGAGUAACGGGAUCCGAUAUCAAGGAUUUGCAAAUAUUACCGGAAGCUUCAACUGUUGCUCCACAAAAUAUAGAGCCAAAGCAAUCUCCAUACCAACAACAGCGUAUACCACAACAACAAACCUACCAUGAGCCACCUAAACAACAAGCUAUGCCACAACCCCCGCCGCCUUCUAACCUUCGACCCACAGCACAAAACGGUGUGCCAAAACAAAUCGUGUAUGACGCCAGAGCCAAAAAGGCUGACGAAUCAAGUGCUACGGAGAGCACACUGCCAAUCACCAAGGCUAAGAAGAAGAAGGGAAAGCAAUUGCCACCUGAACCCGUUGCCCAUGAACAAGCACCAGUACGGAAGCAAAGAAACGGCAAAAAGCUUCCGAAUCCUCCAAUUCACGCUUGGGCCGGAGGUGAUGUUAACGAUUUCAAAGAAGAAGAGUUUGAUUUUCAAGCCAAUUUGGACAUGUUUGACAAGGCAAAGGUGUUUGCUGAAAUCAAGGAAAUGGAUGAAACUGCACCGGAAACCAGACUUGUCAGCAUCAAUCGUUUACCGCGUGCCAAUAGAGGAGGGCAGACACCUUCCAGCGACAAAUUGACGCCUUCAUCAUCUCGAAUCAAUCUGCUUCCAACUGAAAAUGUUUUGGACGAGCAAAUUGAUCCUGGUGCGCUUAGCGAUGAUUCAUUGACCAGCGAGGGAGCCGACCAUGUACGUGGCAAGAGAAGAGGCAGCAAGACUAGUCGAUCUAAAAUCGUUGUCAUGUCCAAUGGCAUCUUAUGCCAACCUGUCACACCUCAACAAAUGACCAUGGUAGAACAGGAAUGUGGUCUCAGCCGAGACCAACUGAUAGAGAAUACCGGUAGAGUGUCGAGCAUGAUGGCACUACAGACGUUGGGUGGAUCGCGUAGGAACAGCGACCAGCCAAAGACAUCGCCGCUUAUUGUCGUGCUUGCUGGUAACAACACCAUAGGCGCAUAUGGAUUUUCAGCCGCGAGACACCUAGCAAAUCACGGUUGUACGGUUGUGGCAUGCACUGGCAACCCGCCACCCUACCACGGACUUGUUGCGACGCAUCAACAGAUGUUUGAAUAUGCUGGCGGACGUACAAUAUCUUCAAUAUCGCAACUUCCCAACGACAAGCCCAUCGAUUUGAUUAUCGACGCUCUCAUGGGUGUGCAAUACAGCUACAAGGAUCUACAGCAUGACAAGAAAGCACACCAAUUGACCACCACUCUUAUCAGCUGGGCCAAUGCCAACGCCGCUCCUAUCCUUAGCUUGGAUUUUCCCAGUGGUAACCAACAUUCACAAGAUUCCGGCAGUGAGGGACCUCAUAGGAUCCAUCCCAAGUGGACAGUGUGUUUAGCUGCACCCAAGGUGGGAUGCACCAGCCGAAGUGUUACGGGAGAACUUUACUUGGGCGAUUUGGGUAUUCCACGUGCAUGUUGGAAACGAGCUGGUGUCAAAGGCGGAGGUGGCAUGCCAUGGGGAGCCGAUUUCCUGGUCGCUUUAGAAUACAUGUAACAUAUUGCCCCUCAUCACACCUAAUGGAAAAGUCAAAAUUGCCUGUAUUUUGUGUAUAUAUAUUUUGUGGUUUUUUCAUGUUGCGCCUGCCCGGG
Umbelopsis ramanniana AG is the source of this 1838-nucleotide messenger RNA. RefSeq lists its product as uncharacterized. The record is from RefSeq and is a predicted model, not a curated record. The transcript is spliced from 7 exons. Gene Ontology annotation, molecular function: mRNA binding. Gene Ontology annotation, cellular component: P-body. Lineage: Eukaryota; Fungi; Mucoromycota; Umbelopsidomycetes; Umbelopsidales; Umbelopsidaceae. Gene Ontology annotation, biological process: deadenylation-independent decapping of nuclear-transcribed mRNA; P-body assembly. The coding region runs from base 67 to 1743 and encodes 558 amino acids.